Molecule: messenger RNA, 207 nt
Organism: Paramecium sonneborni
Lineage: Eukaryota; Ciliophora; Oligohymenophorea; Peniculida; Parameciidae
Source: the annotation of a GenBank genome assembly
AUGAAGUAAAUGCAGACCCUUUAAUAGGAACUAGUGAUGAAGAUUAAUUAUUAAUACCAAAAUUCUAUAUUCAAAUUAUUAAAAUUAAAUAAGCUGAUGGAUCUUUUUAAAAAGAAGGAAUUUUUAGCAUUAAUUUCUUUUACAUUUAUUAUUUGGAGUUUAGUAAUUUUAAAGAACUUGGUUAGGAUUACCUUUUGCUAUAAAUGA